AUGAAUAAUUAUCCAUAAAAUGGAAAUUUUUAGGUUUUUCCUAUCCCAGAGAACAUUAGAAUCUUACAAAAUUUUAAGAGGUGGAGGAGAACUGGUGAAAAUUUGAAUGGAGCCCUCAUGAUUGGUAUACUGGAACAUUUUCAAAUAAACAAUCAAUCCGAAAAAAUAUAACAAAUGAUUAAUAAUUUAUAAAGCGCUUCAGAUGAACAGAUCAUAAAAAUGAGAAAUAUAUUAUCAAACUCAUUGUAGUUUUCGAAAGGACAAUAGCAAUAAGAUUAUUUAAUUGAUCAACUAAAAUAAUCGGAUCCUUUUAAUAUUUUCCCAAGUAAAUUCAUUUUGGAAUACCUUAAAAGAGUAAAAGGACAUGUUUCUGAUGAAGCAGUCAUACCAGCUUUAAAGACUCAGUUUUAGGUUAACAUACUAGUAAUCAGCGAAGAUUAUGAAAAAAAGGCUUAUUCAAUAUUAGAUCCGAAGGACAGAGAUUAAAUAAUUUUAUGCAAUUUUGAUAAAUGUUAUUAUGUGAUAUAAAAAGAGCCUGGUCCCUAGUUAUAAAAGUGUCAAUUUUGUUAAAAGCAAAUCUCUGAAGACUAUUAUAAAAUGAAAUGCAAUCAAAUAAUUUGCUAUCAAUGCUUAAAGAAAUUUUUUGAAAAAGGGAAUAAUACUGUGCUUUGCAAGGAGAAAGGCUGCUCUUCCUCAAUAACAUAGAAGGAGUUUCAAAACAUUAUGAACAAACAGAAAGAAAUGGAGAAAUCUUAAAUCAAUUAAUCAAACUUAUAAAAAACUGAGGAAAGUUAAUAAUUUUACAAAACAUUUUGUACUAAAUGCAAAAAUAGAAUGAGUUCGGAUAGCUUACUUUUACCUUUGGGUUGCUCUCAUAGCUUUUGCAAAAGUUGCCUGUAGUAAUGUUUCAGUUUGCUUCCAAGUGGAAUCGCUACAUGCAUUUCACAAGGCUGCAAAGGAAAAUUCAUUUAAAAGGAUUUAGAUUCAUUUAUCAAAGGUUAGAGUAUUAAACAAUCAUAACCACCAUCAUAAAUCCAAAAAAAUGAAUCAUAAAACCUGGGUUAAUAUAUAACUCCAUCAGGUAAUUAAGAACCGGUUUAUUAAUGCGAGGGCUGCUUUAAUUAUUAUUAGUAAUCAUCUAUUUAUACAUCUGAAUGCUUACACAAGUUUUGUAAAAUAUGUUGCGAUAAGGAGAUCUCCAAAAACGUUAGUUGCUUUUAAUGUUACAAAGUAAAUUGUGGAUAUAAGUUGAAAAUUGAUGACAUUUAAAAAUAUUUUUAUAAAAAAAUUAAAGGAAAAACUUUUGGCGAAUGCGCUAAUUGUAAAUAGGAAUGCAAGAUUUUUGAGUCCUUUCAAAAUAGCUGUUAUCAUUUAAUUUGUUAUAGUUGUGUCAAAUAAAUUUACACAGAAGGCCUUAACCCGCAAUGUAGGUAAUGUAAGGCUUCGAUCAAUUCAAAUGAAUUAGAUGAAUACUAUCUACCACAAGCUUCAUAAGAAAUUCAAUAAUUUGAGACUAUUGAAACGAAUAUCAAACCAGCUUCUUCUUGUACAUUUUGUAAUUCUCCUUUUACGGAUUACAAUUUAUAACAAGACAUACCUUGUUCACUUCAUACUCUAGGAUCUUGUUGUGUGAUAUUUCCAUCAAACUGUCCAUAGUGUCAAAUUGGUUCUUUGAUUAUUGAGAAAUGUAAUUUGCAUAUUAAUUUUUAGAAAAACUAAAAUUUUAUUUAUUGCAAAAUAGUAUGGAUAGAUUUUAUUUUGCCUCUGAGAGCUCGAUUAAAUGA
This is a messenger RNA of Paramecium octaurelia, 1784 nucleotides long. Lineage: Eukaryota; Ciliophora; Oligohymenophorea; Peniculida; Parameciidae. The record is from the annotation of a GenBank genome assembly.